ACUUUUGUUCAUACUGGAGAAACUGCAGUAGGACUUUUUUUCUUCUUCAGAAUAAGCUCUGUUAUUGCUCUUAGUCCACCGGUAUACUACUAAAGCUCACUUUGUCAAGAAAUAAAGAUUGAAUGAUCCAUACCACCACUGUUCAUUGCUAGGUACAGGAAGAUACUUGAGAACCGUGGAGGCACAUAUGCAGAAAUCCUGAGAGAAACCUGGGCUGGUUUUAUUAGCUCUCCCUGGAAGAUGGAUGCUUUUGAGGGAAUCCACACUGUGUGUAUUUCAUCUUCUCCUCCAGCAGUAUCCACACCAAGCUCUGGAUAUGAGCUCCUGGUGACGGGCAGCAAAGGAAUAGCGCUGUACUCCUCCCAUGCAUUUUUUGGGAAAGAGGAUUCUUCAGGUCACCGGCAAAGCAAGCACAGCAGAGCUAAAAAAGAGGAAUGUCCUGUUGGAAAGUUGAUAGACCUAGACGCAGACCUGGAACCUGGCACAGAGUCUGGAGGAGGCCGAGGAGACACAAUGCUCCAGGAGGAGACAGAGACUCAGAGACGAGAAGCCUACAGCAUGUCUCGUCUACGAAGCUCUUCUAUAGAGAUCAGAGAGAAAGGCACCGAGUUCCUCAGAGAGCAGCUGGACGCUGCACAGAAGGAGUUGAAGCUAAAGGGAGAGGAAUGUGAGCGACUGUCUAAUGUGAGAAUCCAGCUGGAGCAGGAACUAGAGGAAUUGACUGCAAGUCUCUUUGAGGAGGCUCACAAGAUGGUGAGGGAAGCCAAUGUUAAACAAGCAACUGCCGAAAAGCAACUGAAAGAGGCACAGGGCAAGAUUGAUGUGCUACAGGCAGAAGUGAGUGCACUAAAGACCCUUGUGUUGACCUCCACCCCGUCCUCCCCUAACCGCCAGCUCCACCCCCAGCUACUCUCCCCAGGGUCCAGAGGAGCUUCGUCUCGGCCGGGAGGACACACGCGCACCAAGAGUGCCACCCUCGCUCUGCCUCAGCUACAAUCAGAGUUACCCAGUGAAAAUGCACACACCAGCCGGGAAGAAAAAGAGUUGGACUCUGUGUUGUUUGCCGAGUUUUUGUCUUGGAGAGAGAAACCAAGUCUGGAUCGGUCAUCUGCCUUCCUGACCCGGAUCUACAGAGAAGACAUUGGGCCCUGUCUCUCUUUCACAUGCUCAGAACUGUCUAAGUCAGUUCAGAGUGCUGUGGAGAAUAACUUUUUGACUAUUGAGCCUGUUGCUUUGACCGCAAUGUCCACGCACAAGGCCUCGACUGUUGAGUGUGGAGGACCCAAUGGCUGCCGAGCACCAGUAGAGACGAAGUGUGCCCUGAGUGGAAUGUCCCAUCUCUGCCGACAUCGCAUCAAACUGGGAGAUAAAGAGAAUUAUUACUACAUCUCUCCAUCCAGCAGAGCUAGGAUCACAGCAGUGUGUAACUUCUUCACUUAUAUCAGAUACAUCCAGCAGGGUCUGGUCAGACAUGAUGCUGAGCAGAUGUUCUGUGAGGUGAUGCGCUUGCGACGGGAGAUGUCUGUAGCCAAGUUAGGGUUCUUCUUUACAGAUGACAACUGAACGACACCCAGAUUCUGUGUGUGAAAACCACAUGUAGAAAAAGAAUGAGGGUGAAGACAGUACCAGGCAGGCCAUGAUCACGGCCCCUCUGCAAGUUUAGAGCCCCGAGGUCCAGCGGCAGCCCACCGUGAGCCUGGAACAGUCUCUCGGUCAACUCCUCCACCAUCAUCUGCUCAGGAGCCUGGAGUUUGGCUGGGGACAAUAACAAACCCCGCAGCACUGGAUCUAUACCACCUACAGAAACAGAGAAUACUAAAUAUAUCACAACACAAUAUAGCUUUCUGUGGCCAAACAAAAGUUUGGCCAUAUAGUGUAUCUUCUCCAUUACUGUAUAUGUAUAUUUGCUCCAUUUUCACAAUAUACAGCCAUACCAUUUUUUUUUGUCUAAACCUUAAACGUUGGAAUCAAUUACUGUCCUUAUGUGUAUUAAUCUGUACCACACAUGACACACAGAGACUAAAUUUGUGUGUGUUUGUAAGUAUUUUAAGUCAGACUGUGUUUUUUUUUUGUCAUGUACCUUCUUCUACCACCCUCCAGGAGGCAAACAGUGAGUGGUGUAAAGGCAGUGGUGGAUAUUUAGGGUCAAGCUGAUAUCCAGGUCCGAGUCGGUUCACUAUGGGCUGUACAGUCACAUGGGCGAAGCGGAAGGCAGCAGUGGAGAAGCUGUUGGUAAUGCUGGGGUCGACCUCAGGGUCAUAACCCUGAUAGGGGGGCAUGAGUUCAGCAUAUGCUCUGUGCCCCAGGACAUGUGGCAAGUAGUGAUCCCACGUCAGGACCUGCGAUGGCAGUGAAUAGAAAUUCCCAGUUCUCAGCCAGAUUGCACUCAAAUCUAACACAAAUUUGGUGUAAUUACAUAUAUUUUUCUUGAACCUGAUGGACAGCUCCAAGGAUUUUCCUGGCCUCUUGGUACAGUGUAUCUGGGCUCCAGUGGGGAUUGAGCAUAUGUAGCUCCUUGGCUAAUCGAUUAUGCUCUCUCAGAAACAGUGUGUGGAGAGCAAUCAUCCCCAAGUGUUCAUUAGCCCGAGAAUCACCUGAAGGACACACACCAGAGGAGGACACAGCGAUGUAAAGCAUGUUUGCCAAUGAUGCGCCCAACUGAUAAUAUACCAAAUUAAGCACUGAUGUAAAUGUUUAGUAAUAGGUCACAGAUCUAACUGCUUGCUAUGCAGUAAGUGGACCAGUACUAGGUUUUUAUUCAAAGUCCCCUUGCAGAAACGGUCAUCUCUUAUCUUUGUACUUUGCUCACUUAUCCCAGUGAGGACAAAGACGUUACUGAGGAUCUAGACAUCUCAGUAACAUCUGGACGCUGAAAGAAGACUGUCAGAAAUAAUAAAUUAAAAAAUCAAUCUUGAUAUGACCAUUACAGACUUAAAAUGGACUAAUUUUAGUCAGUCCUAAAUAUGGAUGUCCAUGGCCAUCUCCGGUCACUUGGUUGGUUUAGAAUGAAUUUUAGAAAUCUACACAUUUAUAGUCCUGUAUCUGAGUGUACUGACUCAAUCAAAACAUGAUUUUAAUGAGCUGUGCAAAGAAACAUACAAACUUUUUUUUUUUAAAUUAAGAACCACUUUUAUCAUGAUUAAUGACAACAGCAUAUCUAUUAAAAAAGGGAGCUCAAAAA
Messenger RNA from Pangasianodon hypophthalmus (striped catfish), 3181 nucleotides. RefSeq names its product RAB3A interacting protein (rabin3)-like 1 (gene rab3il1). Gene Ontology annotation, cellular component: Golgi to plasma membrane transport vesicle. Lineage: Eukaryota; Metazoa; Chordata; Actinopteri; Siluriformes; Pangasiidae. Gene Ontology annotation, biological process: exocytosis. The transcript is spliced from 13 exons. Gene Ontology annotation, molecular function: guanyl-nucleotide exchange factor activity. The record is from RefSeq and is a predicted model, not a curated record. The coding region runs from base 241 to 1563 and encodes 440 amino acids.